This is a messenger RNA of Linnemannia hyalina, 2175 nucleotides long. The record is from the annotation of a GenBank genome assembly. Lineage: Eukaryota; Fungi; Mortierellomycota; Mortierellomycetes; Mortierellales; Mortierellaceae.
AUGAGUCGGCAACAGAACGACAUCACUGGCAUCCACGCCGACACUGACAUCGUCAUCGCUGUCAGUGACCACCCCGUGCCCGCCACUCCAACAUCACCUACAACAACUACACUUACAGCAACUACACUUACAGCAAGCCACGUAACGUCAACUGGUUGCAGCAACACUAGCGCUAGCAGUGAACAAACUAAUUCUACCAUUCUUCCUCACCCACAACAGCAGCAACAGCAACAGCAAGAGCACAACAACAGCGAAUUGCUGCAGGAGCAGGAGACUCCUUCGGGACCUCUCCCUUUUGUCCACCAGCCAUCACUUACUUUUGCCACCCCAGACGACCCUGACUUGUACACAUUCACCUGCAACAACAGCCACUCUACAACAGGCGUCAGCAAUGGCUACUCACCCACACUCCAGUCCGAAGUCCUCCCUGGUCAUCAGCAAUCCUCAAUACCUUACAAUUCUACAAGCAGGAGCGAUUACUCAGCCUUCCCAGCUAGCUAUCGUGCUUCAGCAGCACCUUCUACACAAGCUCAUCCUCACAUUGGAAAUCAUCGUGUCCACCAUGGGCAUGACCAGGACCCAAUGGGGCCGGUCAAUGUCAUGAAUAUCGACUACGAUGGACUGGACGCCAGUGUGAACGAGGCUGGACUGAUUGAGAGUGGAUAUCAUGAACCACAGCCUGUUCUCCUUGACGACAAGGACCAAACACAGAGUCCUGUCAUGGAGAAGAGCUCAGGGGGACUUGACAGGGCAGUAUCGUCAGGAUCAUCAUCAGGAGGCUUUGGUAGUGCCUUCCGGAGAAGGUCUGCCCGAAAAUCGAGUUAUUACAGCGAGCGAUCUCCAAGACCACCAUUGCCAGAACAGGUUCGGUAUACAUUCUACUCGAGGACAGCAGGAUUUAUCGAGGCGCCAUCGCUGCCACAGAUUCUCAGCAAGGCGUCGUUAGAAGGAGGGGGUGUUGGGACGGAAGGACCCAGAGUAUUUUCGGAUCUGCUCAAGGAUGGCUGCUUCUGGAUCGAUAUCCUUGACCCGAGUGAUUUCGACAUGCAGAUCUUAUCCAAGCACUUUCAUAUUCACCCGCUGACUAUCGAGGACAUCUCAACCGAGGAAGUGCGGGAAAAGUACGAAGUCUUCCGUAACUACUACUUUGUCUGCUUCCGGACAUUUGACCAGGACUACAACUCGGUAUCCUAUCUCCAGCCUGCCUCAAUGUACUCUGUCGUCCUGCGGGAGGGCAUCAUCACCUUUCACUUUUUACCUACGACGCACCAUCUGAAUGUACUCCGCCGACUCGAGCAAUUCCAUUCGCACAUCACUUUGACUCCAGAUUGGAUCAACUAUGCGCUCCUGGACGACAUCACCGACAGCUUUGCGUCUCCGAUCCAGACAAUCGAAUAUGAAGUUGACUCAAUCGAUGAUCUGGUUCUCUUGCUUCGGGAGAACGAGACAACGGAUAUGUUGAGGCGAAUUGGAUCCUGUCGAAAGAACGUCAUGGCCAUCUCUCGACUCUUGAUGAACAAGGCCGAUGUCAUUCGUGGACUGAUGAAGCGGUUCGACGAACGGUAUAUGAUGUCUGCAGGAGGUGCUUGGGGAUAUGCUGGCCCACGCGAGCCAGCAAGAGAUCCUGUCAUUGGUGCCGUUGGAGCAGGAGUACCGGCCGCCGCGCAACCAGGAGCAGGAGUCACAGCAGGAACUGGACCAGGAGCCAGUGGAAGAGCCACCCCUGCAGGAAAUGCUCCCGGAGCAGCAGCUCCAGUUCAACCAGACAACAUGUCGCAGCAUCAGCAGCCACAGUACUUACUUCAAAACUACCGUGAAACAGAGAUCAUGCUGUACCUGGGCGAUAUUCUGGACCACGUCCUGACGAUGCUGCAGUCUCUCAACAGCUACGAAAAGGUGCUGGGCCGAUCUCAUUCCAACUACCUCGCUCAGAUCUCGCUCGAAAUCAACCAGCUCUCCAACAAGACCAACAAUGUUGUCGGGACCUUGACGUUCUUUGCCAGUUUGAUUGUGCCUAUGACCUUUAUCGCCGGUCUCUGGGGAAUGAACGUCCACGUACCGGGGCAACCUGACAUGGAUGGCGAGCCGUUGACAUGGUUCUGGUGUCUCAUUGGAGUCAUGGGUAUCUAUAGCGUUCUUGCCAUCAUCUUUGGCAAGCAUUAUGGCCUCAUUUAG